Molecule: messenger RNA, 2379 nt
Organism: Spirometra erinaceieuropaei
Lineage: Eukaryota; Metazoa; Platyhelminthes; Cestoda; Diphyllobothriidea; Diphyllobothriidae
Source: the annotation of a GenBank genome assembly
AUGGCUGUCCAUGCUGUGGAGAGUUUCCGUGACACUGCGGCACCCUCGGAAUUGGCGAAACCUAAUUACCAUGACGACGAUGACCUCAGCCAGUGUGUCCCUAUUCGGGAGCCCGUGUGCCAAGGUCUCCAGUACUCGGAGACACGAAUGCCCAACUGGGUGAAGAUGACAUCUCAGGAGGAGGCUGCCAAGCGGAUGAUUGAUUACCGCUCCUUGUUGAAUAUAAAUUGUUCACACUACCUCAACCUUUUCCUAUGUACUAUAUACUUCCCUAUGUGUACCAGAGUGCUGGUGAAGUCUGCCCUCAAACCAUGCAAACCUCUCUGCAUCCAUGUACGCAAUCGGUGUGAACCGAUAAUGCGACAGUUCCAAUUUAAUUGGCCAACGGAACUCGCUUGCGAUGACCUACCCGAACCGCCCGCUCUCUGUAUCGAGCCCGACGGCUAUGCACUAGAUUCACAAAAACCAGGACUUCCAGAUCUGUCUGCGAUAACGGUGCCUGAAGCCGAAUCGGGAGCCAUUAAUCCCAAUCUACGCUCACUCCAGCGUCUGUAUCCCCAACUAGAGGAAAUACUACGACAACGCAACCAGGACUCACGAAACUUAAACUCCUUGAUUCAGGCUGCUGUUGCAGCUGCUGACAAUGGCGCUGUCACUGUUGGUCAGGAUACAGCGUGUACGGGGACAGAGUUCACGGCGCGCCAUUUCUUCAAUAACACCUGUCUUGUUUACUGCGGUGCAGAUCUCUACUAUCGCGGCGCUGACAAAACAUUUGCACGAACCUGGCUGCUUACCUGGUCCUGUCUCUGUCUCGCCUCCACUGUACUUACCUUUCUAACAUUUCUCACGGACAUUUCUCGACUGCGGUAUCCAGAGCGACCGGUAAUUUAUCUCGCAGCCUGCUAUUUUGCUCUCGCACUCGGCUAUGUUCUGCAGUACUGUUUGGGCGCCGAAACAGUGACUUGUAAGUCGGUCAACCCCGUGGAGCCUGCAAACGCAGUGGGAAUAGGAACGGGGUCACAGUCGGAGGCGGUGGUAGAAAGCAAGAAGUAUCUUCUCAAGUCUGGACAAGAGGGAACCUGGUGCACUGUCGGUUUCCUCAUUACUUACUACUUCGGUAUGGCUAGCAACUUGUGGUGGGUAAUGCUCAGUCUGGCCUGGUAUCUUUCCACCGCACGCAAGUGGGGCCAUGAAGGCGUGGAGUCAGUGAGUCGUGUUUUCCAUAUGUUUGCUUGGGCACUACCUGCCAUUCAGGCAAUCCUUAUCCUCAUCUUACACAAAAUCGAUGCUGAUGAAUUGACAGGCACUUGUUACACCGGUUUCCACAGUGAAAAUGCACUUCUCUUCGGAGUUCUGCUCCCUCAGACGAUUUACCUGGCCCUGGGUCUAAUCCUCCUCAGUGUUGGCUUCGCGGCGGUCUUUCAGGUACGCCAGAAGUUGAAGGCACCCUCCAGAGUCGGCGAUCCUGAGCGUGACAGCCGGCGGAGGUUAGAAAAGUCAAUCGCCAAGCUGGGCGUCUUUGCCGUUCUUUACACAUUCCCAAUGGCCUGUCUGUUGGCAGGUAAUCUUUACGAAUACCUCGGCCAACCUAAAUGGAGAUCAGCCCUUGCAGCUUUACAUCGAGAUAAUCCUCACUGUCUGUCUUCCCGCGGCAUCGCUUGGGGUGUCGAUGAGUGUCAUCCGAAGAGCUCACCCUCACCAGAGGCUGCUUUGCUACGAAUAUUCAUGUCUUUGGUAGUGGGGAUCACUUCGGGGAUGUGGGUUUGGGCCAAUAAAAAAAGUUGCCGCAGUUGGCGCAACUUCUUCUGUCGCCGCGGUCGUUGGGAAUCAAGUCCUUUCGACAAACUCGACGGGGAGCACCACUCUCGCAGAAAUGUGGUUCCUUCCGCCUCUCUCCGUGUGCCGCAGCUAUUCAGUAGUUCUUCGCCGCCUGAUCGGGCUGUAACGGAUACUGUGUCCGCCGUGGCGCGACCUGCCAACCCGUUUGGCGGAUCAACCUUCGCCUCUGAUAUGUGUCGUAACUACCAGACAACGGGGUGCACCUAUUCAGCAGCUGGGUGUCAGACCUGUCUCACUGCACGGGAGAACGCGUGUGCCUCCGGGAUGUCACCUACCACACCUAGCUACACCUCUCAGACAGCUGACCUCUUCCCCCUAAAUUUGGAUGGUUUGACAGACUGCUACAUGCAACGUCCUGAAUAUCCCCUUUCGGCUUCCUCCGUUACUACCAACUUCCAUCCCAGCUACCCCUACACGGCCGUUUCUCAACAGACCGCGCAUCACCACCCACUCCCUCCGCCUACGUCCGUCGUCAGCGCCCUUGGGAUGAAACAGUUGAACAGUCGCCCAGUCAACAGCACGUCAGCAGUGUGUCAGUAG